AUGAUGCACGACAUCGAAAAUUGUGUCAUCGUCAAAGCUCCACCCUCAACCUCGAUCGAGCAAGUCCUCCUCGCGCUCGACGAACACUACCCCGCCCUUGCCGGCGCAAUGCCCUGCGUCAUCAAGAGUCAACGCGUCUUUCCCAAAGACGCCGACCUCGACACUCUGACUGUCAACGGUCUUACUGUCGGCAAGACUCUCUGCCAAGUUGAGAAGCUUUUUGCCUCUACUAAAGGGGGUGUAAUUCAAUGCACCCUUACGGGCUUCUUCUCGAACGCCGAGGGCCUCCGCCUCUUCAACGAGCAGAUCGCUGCCUUUGGCACGGUCCUCCUUCGUCAGAUCCAGUACAUUGGGAAGACGAAGCACAUCUCUGGGGUGUAUGACUUUGUCCUCGCUCUUAAGGAUGCAAACGCCUUGCCUCCCGCUUCUAUUUCCAUUGAAUGCGACGGAGUUACCGAGCGAAUCCCUCUGAGGAACACCGGCGGCAUGCGCCACUGCGUCUUCUGCCGCUCCACGGCUCAUGUCCGUAAGGACUGCCCUGUCGCCCCCGCGUGCAAGACCUGCGCAAGCACCUCGCACGCCUCUCAGCAUUGUCCUGGCCGCCACGCGUCGAGCCCCCAGGGUUCCCCUACGUCACGUGCCACGCAAGCCUCCGGCGUUAUCACCGCCGGCUCCGCCGCCGGAUCCAAUUUGGUUCCCGCGAUAUCGGUGCCGGACCGCACGACCAAAAAAACGCCGAGUGGAGCAGGAUCUGGCUACCCAGCCUGAACUUUCGUCGAACAGCGCUCGUCCCCUGCCUGAAUCUUCGUCGAACACUCGUCCUGAGUACUCAUUCAAUUUUCCUCCCCAUGCUGCCACCCAAGCUGCCCCCCAGCGCUCCUCCAACCAGGGCACUGCCUCUUCCCUCGUUGCAAAAUCCUCCGAGUCCCCCAGCUCAGAGACCAUCUCUCCGUCCCCAAACCUUCCUCCGGCCACGCCAAAGACGAUCAUGACUCGAUCCAAGUCGAUUGCCGCCCCCACCACCCCAGCCACCCCAGCCACCCCAGCCACCCCUCCCACUGCCCUCGAAGCCUCCGUGCCGACUCCCGAGCCCUCUUCGCCCACGCCGAUGCCCUCAGCCGCGCCCAAAGCCCGACCCGAUGACGCCGAUGCCGACGCCGAUGCCGACGACGAAGCCAAAGACCAAGAAGUAACCACUGAGGAUGUGGAAGACGCCAUGGAUCAAGAUGAUGAGCACAACUAAGAUCCCAAACGUGUCUUUUGUUGCUGCCAACAUGCAGUCCAUCAAUGAAGACCGUAAGCGUGCCUCUCUUUUCUCCAAUCUCCGAUCCCAUAACGCCGAUGUCUUUCUCCUGAGCGAAACUGGCCGACCUCCCCCUGAUAGGGUUGCCCAGUGGACUCAGGAGUGCCGAGACUUGAAGCUCUCCGCUCUUUUCACUCCUUUCAACAAUACUGCCAUACUCUGGAAGAGUGACUCGCCGGUCAUUACUAUUGAUCCCGAGUCGCCUCCCAACUUUCUUCGUGCUUCAUUCUCUUUCCCGGACCGAGUCUCCGACGCCACCUUUCGUGUGGGCGACUCAAAAGUCCGGGUUGUAUCAAUAUACGCGCCCUCCGACAAGCCAGACAAAAAACGCUUCCUCUCACACCUCAGGCCUCAGGCCUCAGGUCUCAGCAGCGCCCUCCGACAAGUUGUGCGCGACGACCCCUGGGCCCUCCCCGCCUGCGCUCCUUGUCGGGGGCGACUGGAAUUGUGUUGAGUCCCAACUCCUCGAUUCGGAGAACCACAAUGGUACGAAUUACGGGGGUCAGGAGAUGCGCGACCUUGCCACGGCAAACAAUUUCUUCGACGUCUAUCGGCUCCACCAUCCCAAAGGACGAGACACGACGAAUCGCUCAGCGCUCGGCACGUGCCGUCGCCUUGACCGCAUCUAUGUCUCGCCUGACUGGAUCGACCUCUUCCAUGACCACAAAAUCUGGGCCCCUGUCCUCAAAUCGACGCACUCAAUGGUUGUGGCACGGUUCCAAGUGCCGGGCGCAAUCGACAUCGGUCCGGGCAAAUUCAAGCUGGGUUUGCACGUGAUCGAGGGCGACGCGACCUGCGAAUACCUCACUGCCACCGUCCGCACUCUCUACAACGAGGCCCUCCUCCAGACGCCCAACGACCCACCAGCAGCCUGGACGUCCACCAAACACCGGUAUUGCCCGAGCUGCAAGCUCUGGCCUGGACAUUCGCUCGGUUCCGACGUGGAGGAUCGGAGGAAGAGAGGGCGGAUCACUCGCGCUACGGCGCGGCCCUGCGUCCCCGCCUCGACCCAUCUCUACCCAUCUCUGGCGGGUCCCUCUUCCAUCUUCAUCCGCCUGCGCAAAGUGCGAGCACCCGACCUGACCCCUUCGCUCACGGUCAACGAUGUUGUCCAUUCCGACCCCGACUCGAUGCUUGGAGCGGCCAGCGACUACUUCAAGGGGGUCUAUGAGGACUGCCCCAUCGAUGACGCGGCCCUGAAGGCGAUCAUCGACGGCCUCGCUUCGACUCGCCUCUCCCCUGCGGACUCGCACAAGCCCGAGGAAGUGUACCCAUUGGAGGAGAUGACAAAGGCUCAAGAGGCGUGUGAGUCGAACUCGUCGCCAGGGCGUGACGGCCUCCCGGUUGAGUUCUACCGCGCGACGUGGACGGCCACCGGCUCGAUCCUUUGAGACUUCAUCAACUCGAUCCCCACCGAGGGCCUUCGGCCUGGGCCGUCUGCCCGCCACACCGCCCACAUCCACCUCAUCCACAAACGCGGCGAGAGGGAUCAGCUGUCGAACAAACGUCCAACAUCGCUCAUCAAUGCGGACGAGCGCAUCAUCUCCCAAGCCCACAACCAGCGCCUCGCUCCCUUGCUCGAGUCCCUGAUCGGCCCAACCCAGCGUGGCUUUGUUCCGAACCGUUGGAUCGGCACGAACAUCGCUGAGGUCCAGUGUCUCAUGGAUCCCGGACUUCCGGGCUCAACGCCCGUGUCCGGCCUGCUAGCGGUGAUGGACUUCGAGAAGGCUUACGAUCGUCUUUCCCAUACGUACCUUGAUGCAGUCCUCUGCGCUGUUGGCCUCGGUCCCAAAGCCCUCCAAUGGUACCGAGCGACGUACACCAACCAAUCUGCCUCGAUCUUCCUCAACGGUUGGCUCUCGGCCGCUUUCGACGUCCUGUCGGGUGUUCGGCAAGGCGAUCCUUUGGCUCCGUCUCUCUUCGUUCUGGCGAUCGAGGGUUUUGCCUAUCAGAUUCGAUUGAGGGUCAAGGGCAUCGCGAGCCCAGGCCUCUAAACGAUUCGAGAACUCCUCUUUGCCGACGACGCUUGCUGCGCGCUCCAUAACCUCUCGGACCUCGACCAUCUCAAUCGGGCGAUCGAGCUGUACGAAUGGGCAAGUGCCAGCAAGCUCAGCAACGCCAAAUCGUUCCUCUACCCCCUUGGAUCGUUUAGGGAUCGGCCGAUCGCCCCAGGCCUCGGGACCUGGCGUCUCAGCGACUCGUAG
Microbotryum saponariae is the source of this 3507-nucleotide messenger RNA. The record is from the annotation of a GenBank genome assembly. Lineage: Eukaryota; Fungi; Basidiomycota; Microbotryomycetes; Microbotryales; Microbotryaceae.